Olea europaea var. sylvestris is the source of this 1903-nucleotide messenger RNA. RefSeq names its product cytochrome P450 716B1-like. Gene Ontology annotation, biological process: sterol metabolic process. Gene Ontology annotation, molecular function: heme binding; oxidoreductase activity, acting on paired donors, with incorporation or reduction of molecular oxygen; iron ion binding. The transcript has 4 exons. Lineage: Eukaryota; Viridiplantae; Streptophyta; Magnoliopsida; Lamiales; Oleaceae. The record is from RefSeq and is a predicted model, not a curated record. Bases 266 to 1711 code for a protein of 481 amino acids.
CAUAAAAAAUAUGUCCACUUAAUUUUUGACAAACCAUUGAGAAUCUCAGAUUCCACCCUCCACCGGCUCGUUCUUCAGGAGAUGCUUCUUGUCCGCACGCAAAAGUCCAAACCCCCCUUCCAUCAUUUAUUGGGGAAAAAUAAAUAAAUUAGAAAAUCGUUAAGAGCGUGAAUUUUUGCCUAAAGUCUCCUAUAUUUUUGGGUUUUGCCUCUCCAUCCACCAUUUUCAAUUACCACACAAGACUGAACUGGUGUGCGUAUCAAUCAUGGAACCUGCAGUUUCCGUCACGAUCCUUCUUCUGUUUCUUCCUCUUCUCUUUCUACUGAUAUACAGGAGAUCUUUCAAAAGAAUACCCCCAGGUUCUUUAGGGAUACCUAUAAUUGGACAGAGCCUCGGUUUAUUAAGGGCCAUGAAGGCCAACACGGGUGAAGAGUGGUUUCGAGAAAGAGUAAGAAAAUACGGUCCCAUUUCAAAACUUAACCUUUUUGGGACUUCAACAGUUUUCCUCCAUGGCCCUGCUGCAAACAAAUUCAUUUACACUUGGAGUGAAAAACUACUGGCAAACAAGCAACCUGCAUCUAUCAGAAGAAUUAUGGGUGAGAAGAAUUUAUUGGAAUUAAGUGGAGAUGAUCACAAGCGCGUUAGAGCAGCACUUGUUUCUUUUUUGAAGCCAGAAACGUUGAAGCUAUAUGUUGGGAGGAUAGAUGAGGAGAUAAGAUUGCACCUCCACAACCAUUGGUAUGGCAACAAUGAAAUCAAGGUAAUGCCCCUUAUGAAGACGUUGACCUUCAAUGUAAUUUGUUCACUCUUAUUUGGAAUUGAGCGUGGACCAAGAAGAGACAUACUGGUAAAACUAUUUGAAAAUGCCAUCGAAGGAGCGCUAUCAGUGCCAAUAAAUUUGCCUUUUACAACCUUCAACAGAAGCCUAAAGGCAAGGGAGAAAAUUAAAAGCAUUAUCAUGGAUCUUAUACACGAGAAGAGGAAAAAAUUGGAGAUAAAUGGCAUUUCUUCUAAUGAAGAUCUCAUUAUGUCCUUGCUUAGCAUGAAAGACCAAUCUAGCAAUUCGCCUGUGCUGUCGGACGAAGAAAUCGUGGACAACAUUGUUGUUGUAAUGAUUGCAGGCCAUGACACAACUUCCGUUCUCCUUACUUUCUUGAUCAAGCUUUUGGCAGAAGACCAAACUGUUUAUAAAUAUGUCCUUAAAGAGCAAGAGGAGAUAUCAAAGGGAAAGGCACUUGAGGAGCUUCUGUCAUGGGAUGAUCUAGCCAAGAUGAAGUACACAUGGAAAGUAGCAACCGAGUCACUAAGGAUGAAUCCGCCAGUGUUAUUUACCUUUAGGACAGUGCUCCAAGAUAUUGAAUAUGGAGAGUAUAUAAUUCCUAAAGGAUGGCAGGUGAUUUGGGCUUCAUGCAUGACACACAUGGACGAAAACAUCUACCCAGAACCGUCGAAAUUUGACCCUUUGCGCUUAGAAAGCCAAGCAACAAAACCUCCACCUUAUAGCUUUAUGGCAUUUGGAGGGGGACCAAGAAUGUGUCCUGGCUAUGAAUUUGUAAGAAUUGAAACUCUGACAAUGAUACAUAACUUGGUAAAUGCAUUUACAUGGAAGCUUUCUUUGAAAGAUAAUAUCUUCGGCAGAAACCCCAUGCCAGUGUUCAAUCAAGGAUUACCUAUACAGAUUGAGCUUAAGAAGUCCAGUGCUGAAAUGUAAAAUGUAAAUUGAUCUUCUUAUGUUGGUGGGAUUAGCUCAUUUUUCUUGUCUUCAACUCCUACUUUUGAUUUCUAACGUUGAGAUGUCUAAGAUCAAAAGAGCGAGGGGAAGAAUAUACGAGGAGUCUAUUUAAUACUAGAACAAUAGCAUGUAAAUCACUUGGUUAAAAAUAAAUCCUUCUACAUUUGCCAA